UACUCACAAAUCAAUAGGCGUUGUGGUCCAGGUGUUCCGAGUACAUGGUGGGAUGGAGGUGGCGAUUAAACCAGCGGAUAUGAUUUUACGGGUUUUAGCGUUCAUAGACACUUAGUGGGACGUGUUUUCUUUCUGUAAAUACUCGAUAAAAUGAAGAUGUUUACUGCGCCGGGCUCAGCAUCCCUACCAGGAAUGGUAUUUCUCCUGUUGGAGAUAGCGGGGACUAUCUUCCCGACCUCCGCACAGAUAGUGGCUGUCAUCGACAAAGAUAAGAACAGCUCCGUUUAUCGUACGCUGCACACAAGGAUCCCCGUUGCGAGCCCCAAAUAUAACAUCACAAUGAUUCAAGCAGACGACAGCAACUCUAUAAAUACGCUCGACCAAGUAUGUACAAGCAUGAAUAAAGGAGGGUUUGCCUUGCUGGAUGCUACCGCCCCUGCCGUUGGGCCCCUGAUUCGUUCCUUCGCACGCACGCUUGGCAUGGCCUACUUCACAUUGGUGGACCAAUCAACGCUCCUUCCUGUAGAUUUCCAUCCACAGCUUCACCUAGCGGUAGAGCCUCCUGGGUCGGCCAUGUUUCAUAUCAUACCCGACAUCGUUAAGCAUGAAAAUCUCACCAAAGUCGCCAUUUUAUAUGACGAGUCGUUCGAUCUCCACGUGAUACCGAAGAGGAUUUUGACUGGGGUCCCCACCCAGCAUUUGUAUCAGGAAAUUUCUAAAGACGAAACAGCACUGUCUUCCCAAUUAAAGCGUCUCAAAGACCUCGAAAUCAAAGUCUUCUUCGUGCUUAGUAAUUCGACCACGAUCACCGCUCUGCUAGGGAUGGUUCACUCCCUGAACAUGUUCGAGGAAAAGUACAAUUGGUUCGUCCUCAGCAAGGGUUCCAAUCUGAACUGUCACAAGUGUAAAACUGGCAGCGUCAUACGAAUCAAUGGGAAACACAACUUUGAGAUGCUAGACAAUUAUAUCAGGGCCAUCAGGAACCUACUCCCGAACAACCACGCGUAUAACGCGUUAGCCAUACAGCUGGAUGAGAUUUUCAUCUACGACUUCCAAAUGAUGUUGGAUGAGGUUUUGAAGGAUACACAUCCUACUGAAGCGUUCUCUGUACCUAAGGAUGACUGUUACGGCGUCAAAAACUCCACCGAUAUCCUCUACCAGCAGAGCAAGCGUAUCAUCGCCGCCUUCAAAGAGAUGACAAGAGAGGGCUUGUACGGAGAAAUAAGAUUCAUCAACGGCUCGCUGCGACAGAAAUUGGUGUUAAAUCUUCAAAGGCAGACGUUCAGUGAAGGACUGAGCUCGGGGAACACUCCGCUUGGUAACUGGACAGAGUCCAAUGGCCUGGUACUGAAGGUAAAAUCACUGAUAGAGAGUCAGACCAAGAGGACACUCAGAGUAGUUAUCGCCGGCAAGUACCCACCGUUUGUGUACGAGAACAAAAACAACAGCAACACCAAGUACACUGGCUACUGUAUCGACCUGCUCAACAAGAUCGCCACGAUCGUCGGCUUCGACUACACGAUAUACGAGGUCCCCGACGGACUGGUAGGUGCCAUGGCUGACGAUGGCACUUGGAAUGGAGUCAUUAAUGAACUCAUCCAAAAGAAAGCCGAUAUAGCUGUUGGACCUAUAUCAGUUAUGGCUGAAAGAGAAAACGUAGUGGACUUCACGGUUCCGUAUUAUGAUCUGGUGGGGCUGACUAUUCUCAUGAAGAAACCGAAAUUUGAAUACUUCCUGUUCAAAUUCCUGAUAGUGCUCCAUCAUCAAGUAUGGCUGUGUAUUAUCGCUGCCUACUUCCUGUUUAGUGUACUCUUGUGUGCAUUUGAUAAACUUAGUCCGUUUAGCUACCAAAACAAUUUGAAGUUAUGGAAAGGACACGGACCGGAACCUCGAAUAUUUACAUUGAAAGAGGGAGUGUGGUUCUGUAUGAUGUCGCUUACACCUCAGGGUGGUGGUGAAGCUCCUCGUGCGUUGUCAGGGCGAUUAAUAGCUGCCACCUGGUGGCUAUUUGGGUUUAUCAUCAUCGCCACUUAUACAGCAAACCUAGCAGCACAUCUGACAGUAUCCCGGAUGGAGACUUUGAUCAAAUCCCUGGACGACCUUUCUGCUCAAUACAAAGUAAAGUACGGACCACGAAAUGGGAGCGCAGCCAUGGUCUACUUCAAACGAAUGGCAGAAAUCGAGGAACGCUUCUACAGUAUAUGGAAGCAAAUGAGCCUGAACGACAGUCUUGAUGCGGUGGAACGUGCCAAGCUGGCAGUGUGGGACUACCCAGUCAGUAACAAGUACACCAAGCUUUGGGAGACAAUGAAGGGACAUGGUUUUUCCAACACGCUCGAAGAAUCCAUCGAACAAGUCAUGUCCGGGGAAUAUGCCUACAUAGGUGACGCAGCAGAGAACAAGUAUCAGACACUGACUAAUUGUGAAGUGGAGGCGGUGGGGGAGGAGUUUAGUCGGAAACCCUUUGCCUUCGCUGUUCAGGACGGUUCACCUCUCCGAAGCGAAAUAAGUAACGCAAUUCUACAGUUAUUGAACGAGCGCUUCCUGGAAAAAUUAAAGGCUCGAUGGUGGACGGAAAAUCCCGAAAAGAUCGAAUGCCCAAAUAUUGAGGACGAGAGUGAAGGUAUCAGCAUCAAAAACAUUGGCGGGGUAUUUCUUGUUAUUGCUGUGGGUACUGGCCUUGCUCUCAUCUGUUUGGCAUUCGAGUUCUAUUUGUACCGAUACAAACCCAAACUUGAGGCUAAGCGUUAUGGAGUUGCUAAGAAACAGUCACGAGCCGAGCUGGUGACGAACGGUGUGAAUGGCUCGUCUUCGGUUAACACAAGCAGAACAUCUAAUGGUUCCCUAACAACCAUUUCUAAUGGUGAGUCCUCUAUCUGGCCCGAUAUUACAUUAGACUAUAUGAAAACCGAAACAAAUGGUAAUUCGACAUACUUUGCUGAGAGAAUGUAAUCCUGUUGUUUGAAUUUGAACGACUAUGAAGUUAUACUUGCAAAGACGAUGUCUUCAAUUUUCAAUACAGACUUGAUGUUGUUAGACUUGAGCACUUAGUCCAUACCUCGUUGAAUGGAUGAUCCCCAGUGUCAUGACUCUCGAGGAUGCCAUAUCACUUAGUAUACACAGGAAAUAUUCCUGUAAGUGGGGCGAUAAACAAUGCAAUAUAGACUAAUGUUAAAUAUGAUUGUUACUUAGUGAUGCUUUGAUAGUACAACCAAAGUUCUCCGUUAUUGGCGACAGUGACCUGUGAAAUGAGCCUCCGAGAAACAACUGAGUUGUUCGGCGAAUACAUCCUGGAGGGGUGAGGACACUUUCCCAGUCAGUUUGACGUGACAGAUUACAUGUCAUGUGAUAGCUUGUUGCAAUGCAACUGUUUUAAGAACUUGUAAAGUUGAUGUCAGAUUUUUUUCUCAAAAACUUUAGUGAAAUAUGAAUGUUACGAGAACGAUUUGCCUAAUAUUGAUAUUGUAAUAUGUUGAUUUUGUGAAUCUACCAUUACAGGGUAGACAUCCGCUAGUUUUUGACACCAUUGUAAAACUGUAUGAGUAUCUAGGCACAUAUAACCCCUGACCAUACCGUUACUAUGACAGUGUUAUAUAAAUGUGCCGUCAAACCUUACAAUUAGGGCGAAAAUUACGGAAACUGAUCUGCAUUCUAAACAUUUUCUAUUUUUGAUCAUCAUUUUCGCUAUAGCUACUGAUAAAAUAACUGAAGUAUGUUGAUCUCGCCUGUUUUGUCACUUUAACAUUCUUUUUAGUAUCAAAUUAUUUAGUAUAAUCGGUUCCAUAUGAACGCAUGUUCUUCGGGUAUUCUGAUAUGGUUGGCAAUAAUAAUGAAGCAUGUAUUAUACAGUAACAGAUCACUUGUAUAUAGUUAGCUAUUGUAUCAUACAUGAAAUAUUUUUUGAUCUUUUAUCUCUACUUGAAAUAAAAUCUAAUCCGCAUUUCUGUGCUCGAAUGUGCACUAUAACUACUAAUUUGUAUUUAAUACAAAAUAGGAUAAUUAAAUGUAGGACUAAGACUUAGCUGUCGGAAGAGGAUAUCAAUUCAUUUUUAAUUACUUCACAUACCUACGUAAAACUGUGUUUCCAUUUACAUGUGCUUUCUUUAAUCUUACUUCUCUUAUUAAAUGCACCUGCGUAAUUUAAACACAUUCAUUAUUUACAUGUUUUCUUUGACUGUUCUUGCAAUUUUAUCAUAUGAUAGGAAUAUACAUUGUGCAGUUCUUUGAUCUUAACUACAUAUUUUGACGUAUGACUGAAUACUCGUCCUCUCACAAAGCAUGCGUAUAACGGUUUGAAUAUGCAGUUAUAAUUUUUACAUUCGAAAUACAUAAACGUUGUUUGCGCGUCGUUUGAUUUGCGAUAUCACGUUAUUUCAGUAAGAAUGCUUUAUUCGGCUUUAAGCAAUACCUAAAAUGGCAGAUAAUGUUAAUCAUGCGAAAUUGUCUUCUUUAUUAAAAAAAAGUCCAUAUUUUUUAUAAAUAAAUUUUGACUGAAAUUAUUAAAUAUAUUAUGGAGUCUAACAGCGUUUUGUAAUUUAUCAAUAUCAUAAUGUCAUUUGAUUUGAAUAAUAAAGAAUAAAACGUUGUACUUUAUUGUUAUAAUUAUAAGUGCAACACGUGUCUUAAAUAAAACAUUUUCUUUUUGUAGUUUUACUGUUAUAUUUUCAUUCCUACAUAGGUCCACAUUACGGUCACUUGUUGAAUAGAUGUCGACAAAGUCGGUAACAGUGUCAAACGUGUUACUCCUAUGUGAAUAUUAUUCAUCACUUUAGAUUGAUUUUUCUUAAAUUCCAGUUACACUUUCCUUCUACUCCUGAAACCUCGAAAUAAAUUAUUUUGAGCUUUUUCUCAGUUUCCUUCCUACGUAAGUAGCUGUUCCUCUGUAAAAGUGUCAUUCCAAUCCCUAAAAUGUCUUGAGAACCUGAACGAAACCAUGUUCACACUAUCCACACUCAACUCUUACAGAAAUGUAACAGACUCUUAUUUGAUUUGUAAAUAUUCCUUUAUUUAUAAAUCUUCAUAAAUUUUGUCCAAGGAUGUAAAUUUCAAAUGCACUUUGUCUAGGUAUGAAUUGUAAAAACCGGUAGGAUACCUCGCCUGAAUAAGUUAAACUCCACUAUAAUAACCUCGAAACUGUGAAACCAAAGCUGCAGUUUAAACAUUAUAUCAUAAACAUCUUUAUUAAUGAUUAACAUAACGUUCAUUCGAAAAUUAUUGUCCAGUAAGUAUGAACAGUACUGCAUUCUGAUAGAAAUACAAAUAUAUCUUAAACAUUUGUGAAAUGUCUCUUUAUGCAUACAUUAAAACUGUCCAGGUUUCUCUUGGUGUUUAGCUCCAUUUUACUC
Mizuhopecten yessoensis (Yesso scallop) is the source of this 5345-nucleotide messenger RNA. Its product is annotated as ionotropic receptor 25a-like. The transcript has 15 exons. Gene Ontology annotation, cellular component: postsynaptic membrane; plasma membrane. Bases 151 to 2952 code for a protein of 933 amino acids. Gene Ontology annotation, biological process: synaptic transmission, glutamatergic; monoatomic ion transport; modulation of chemical synaptic transmission. The record is from RefSeq and is a predicted model, not a curated record. Gene Ontology annotation, molecular function: transmitter-gated monoatomic ion channel activity involved in regulation of postsynaptic membrane potential; glutamate-gated receptor activity. NCBI's taxonomy places the organism in Eukaryota, Metazoa, Mollusca, Bivalvia, Pectinida, Pectinidae.